UCGUUAGGUCCAUUCCAGAACUGAGAAGUUACAGAACGAUGUAGGAAUCCGAGGAUAUUCAAUCCUGGUUCCUAGCCAGUAAUGUUCUUUAGGGGUUACCGCCUGUUCAUUGUGUACAAGACUGUCAGUACAGAAUCAAGUAGUGAAUGACCGGGUGCCCAGGUUAGGCUGAGGGAUACAUAUAAGGCUAACUUGAACGGCAGAAGUCUUUCACUAAAGUCAAGCUCACAUGGUUCAUCUGAAUAAGGAUUCAUGUGCCGGUCAAAGCUUUACUUUAUUUGAGCAGCCGCGUUACUGCUUUACUUCAUCCAAUUUAUCGGGUUUUGGGUAUAUGAUUGCCUAUACUUAUGUGUGCGUUUGCGUUAUAAGUAUACAGCUUAUAACCGUAGCAACGCUUUCCUUCCCUCCUGCUUUCCCUUGGAUCCUUUCCCGAUUCCGUCCCUCUACCUCGGUCUCGAAGUUCAGGAUUUCCUAUACACACGGGAUGUUUCGACGAUGGGGUCCACGAUGGUGUAGGGGAACUGGAAAUGUCUCGUUAAUGAUGAUUUUCCUGUGUUUGCUGCUCCUCUCGUUGAAUAUAGGGACUGAGAUAUCUGGAGCAAUGGCUGCCCCGGUCCAUAUGUACCACCGUAAUAUGGCGGCAAGGGAUUUGGAGAUGUCAUUAUUCACUAGAAACUUGGACGUCAUGUGGAGAGUUGAUGUAGAUGAUCUGGAGGAGGAGGGUAAAGAAGGAGUAUUGUUAGAAGCAUGUGGAUGGGACAAGUUAAAUUUCGGAUAAAUACUGGCUUCUUCAAUUCAUCUACCCCCUGCCCCACUUCUUUACCUCUUUCUCACCUCGUUUCUAAAAGUCAAAGCUACAAGAA
Molecule: messenger RNA, 863 nt
Organism: Lentinula edodes (shiitake mushroom)
Lineage: Eukaryota; Fungi; Basidiomycota; Agaricomycetes; Agaricales; Omphalotaceae
Exons: 3
Coding region: 230-778 (182 amino acids)
Source: RefSeq, a predicted model, not a curated record